Molecule: messenger RNA, 867 nt
Organism: Nipponia nippon (crested ibis)
Lineage: Eukaryota; Metazoa; Chordata; Aves; Pelecaniformes; Threskiornithidae
Source: RefSeq, a predicted model, not a curated record
UUCUUGCACAGCCAACCACUUGAAGAAGGAAUUCUUCAACCCCUUGUUUCCAAAGACCUUGGACUAUUUUCUGCUGCUCAACUCCCUUCGCUCCCCCGUUUCAGUGAACAAAAGGUCCUAAGAGGAGGAUGAGGCAGCUAAGAGGAAAACCCAAAAAAGAGACCUCCAAAGACAAAAAGGAGAGAAAACAGGCAAUGCAAGAGGCCCGGCAACAAAUCACCACCGUCGUGCUUCCCACGCUGGCUGUUGUAGUACUGCUGAUUGUUGUGUUUGUUUAUGUAGCGACUCGUCCAAAUACAACUGAAUGAUGCAGCGUUUCAGACUUCCUAGCUUUGGGGUAUUAAUAAUUCCGUCAAGAGCCAAAAGGAACUCGCUGCCACUCUUUUAGUACUUUACAAAGGAACUUGCUGGUAUUUUCAGUCUUUCUCUUGGUUAGGAUCCCGCAGUUUCUCUUUAGGAAUGUAACAUAAAACGUAUUAGUGAAUGUGCCAGUACGUUUUAUGGUCCAGUUCAUGUGCCUUUCAGACUUUUAAAAUGGUGGUUUUCUUAAAUCUGUUUGAAGCUCUAUAUUGUAAAAGGAAAUCGUGUUCUGCUAUAAAUUUGUAAAAAACCCAGCUUUCAGCUUUUAUCACUGUUGUGGAUGAUGUUGCUCCCAUGAGCUCUUGUGUGUCUAUUUCAGAACUUCCAAAGAAGUACAUUUCUUCUUUGUACUUCACGUCAUAUGAAGUGCUUUGAUUCAGAAAGGAUAUAUUUAUUUUUUGAAUAAAAGAGAGAAGUCUUACUUGGAAUCUUCAAAUUAUUUUGCAAAAAAUGUGACUUAUUGUGAAAGCCUACAUUGUGUAAUAAUUUUUUCAUUAAACACUAUAU